AUGACACUCGUCUCGCCUGAACAUGUGGCCUCGGCCCCGAAGUUGAAUGCACCACCUCCAGGCAUCGGCGAUGAUGAGCAUGCAAAAGCGUGGCGCGAGACUGGCUAUCAGUUUACCGAUAGUAAUCAAUGUACCUUCUGUGAGAAGUACGGUCAUGGUCCAGCUCGAUGCGUGUAUCUCAAUCCCAACCUUCGCAACACACACUGGCAGCCUGAUCCAACCCUCUGGGUCUACAAAGAGGGCAAAAAUAACAGCAAAUUGAAGAAAAAGAAGAAAAAUGCUAACAAGAAAGCCAAGACUGAAACAUCAACCCAGUUGAUCGUGGCCCAGAAGCCCCGAGGCGAUGGUAACCAUGCUCAAACCGCACCAGUCUCAACCGGGGCGAUUGCCGCAAAAAUCCGGCUUCAGGCUCCGAUCUUCAAUCUUGUUCCUCUCGAAAUUCACGCCCUCGCAACCCUGAACAUUCCCCGCCAUCACUGGGCUGUCAUCCUCGGCUACUUUCAACAUAUCACCAACAGCAAGGAAAGCUUCGUUGACUACCACGAAUACACUCCGGCGGAGAUCCCCUACCGAUUCCGGGACCUGACUGGUACACUCAGGACCGCUAUCGGCGUGGGACGGGUUCGGGUCAGUGUCUUACUUGGAAAAUGCUUUCACAAUGAUCUCAUCAUGAACGCGGUCUACUGCCCGGGCCUGGCAUGCAACAUCUUCUCCUUGGGGAUGGCGAGACACAUGAUGAAUUUGUGGUACGACAUGGAGACAUACAGCCUGAAGGAUGUGUUGACCAACCGGCCGGUGGCGCAAGUCUUUGAGGAGAAAUGCACGCUCUUUCUCCGCACUGCCCUGGCGUGA
Messenger RNA from Penicillium daleae, 852 nucleotides. RefSeq lists its product as uncharacterized. NCBI's taxonomy places the organism in Eukaryota, Fungi, Ascomycota, Eurotiomycetes, Eurotiales, Aspergillaceae. The coding region runs from base 1 to 852 and encodes 283 amino acids. The record is from RefSeq and is a predicted model, not a curated record. The transcript has a single exon.